Molecule: messenger RNA, 3552 nt
Organism: Closterium sp. NIES-65
Lineage: Eukaryota; Viridiplantae; Streptophyta; Zygnematophyceae; Desmidiales; Closteriaceae
Source: the annotation of a GenBank genome assembly
AUGCAUUCUGGCCCAUGCCGAACCAAAACCAUCUUUCCGUUCCUCGCCUCGCCUCUUCGUUCCCCCCCGUCCCCCUCUCUUCCCCUCCCCUUCCCCUCCCCUUCAGGAGUCCCGCCAUCUCCGCGCCACCAUCAUUCAGGCCGUCUCUCGCUUCAUCCCACGUCAAUCCCACACUGCCCUUCCCUUCUCCUCCACUCCCCCCCCCCCUCCUCUCUUCCCCUCCUCCCCUUCCUCCCCGUAACCUCAGGAGUCACGCCAUCUCUGCGCCACCAUCAUUCAGGCCGUCUCUCGCUUCAUUGCAUCCUUGUCUCACGACAGGCCAACUUCCACAGCCCCUCGCUUUCCUCCCUCCCCGUCCCUCAGGAGUCACUUCAACUCCACGCCACCAUCAUCAAGGCCGUCUCUCGCUUUGUUGCCUCCUCAGUGCAGGAAUCCCGUCAUCUCCGCUCAACAAUCAUUCAGGCCGUCUCUCGCUUCGUCGCCUCCUCCUCGCGCAUCAAGCCCUCCCAGCUGCCUUUGCUCGUCUCUGCUUUCUUCAUCUCACCCAUUCCAGCCAGCAGCCUGCAUGUUGCAGGAGCGGUGGAGGGUGCACGGAGGUGGAGUGCGGUGCUGCAGGGUGUGCAGCAGAUGCUGAGUGCGGGGCUGAAUGCAUUCGAGUGCUCACGAGGCCUCCUGCCUCCACCAAAGAAGCUAAGGGAUAUCGGCCCUUCUGGUGCACAAUUUGCUGCAACUUCAGCUGCUGCUGUCACCAGCAGUAGCAACAACAGCAGCAGUGCAGUCUCAUCACUCUCCCUGCUGCUUCUCCAGUGCUUACAGCGCACAGAAGCUGCCGUCCAAGCCUCUUCGCGCUCCCAUUCUGAAGCAGCAGCAGCAGAAGCAGCAGCAGGAGCAGGAGCAGGAGCAGGCGUGUCAGCAGCAGGGGAAGGGAUGGCAUCUGUUGCCGGGGAAGGAAGGGCAGAAGAAGCAGAGGAAGGAAGGGCAGCAGCAGGAGAGGAAGCAAGGGGAGCAACCAUGGAAGGAAAGGGCCCAGGAGAAAAAGAGAGCAGCAAGGGCAGUGCACCUGUUUACAUGUCCACGAGAGAGGCAUGCGCCCUUCUCUCCUCCCUCUCCUCCUCACUCCCUGAAACCGACGUUGCCUUGCUGUCUGCCUGCCUGCCUGUCCUCCUCCUGCUGCUGCUGCAUGAACCUAUACCUUCCUCCUUUUUGAGCCGGAAUGACACUUUGAAUGUGCCUCUGAGUGAACCGCUGCAGGAGAAGAGAGCAACGCCACUGCGCUCUCAGUCUCUCCCCUCUCAGUCUCCAGUGCUGCCUCCACAGCAGUUAUUGGCGCCAAGAGUGCCUUCAUUCCCGUCCGCAGUGCCAUCAUUGCCACCCGCAGUGCCAUCAUUGCCACCGGCAGCGCCUCCUUUUCUCAGUGCCUGUGGAGCCAGGAAGAGACGGAAAUUAGCAGCAGAUGCUGUUCAGGUGGCUUGCGAUGCUUGUGCAGUGCCUUCAGGUGGUUUUCAGGUGCCUUCAGGUUCUUUUGGGGCGCGCUCCGCUGUUUCCCAAGUGCCUUUGGAUACUUCAGGUGCUUUUCAGGUGCCGUCAGGUGGAGGCGGAAGGCGGGUGAAACCAGUGUUGAAGCAAAGCCAGGUGCUUUCGGUGGACGCUGAUGUGGCAGUUCCUGAUUGGCAUUUAUCAAAGCGUGAAAACGUUAGGGCACGAAGACUGCCAAUGCGGAGCAUGGAAGCAGCAGCAGCAGCAGCAGAUGAAGAGGAGCGUGCUUACGAGGAGAAGUCAGUGUGGACAAGGGGAGGAGGGGGACUGCAUGUGGAUGGUUGGAAUGGUGGGGAAAAUGGGAGGGAUGGUGAGGAUGGGAAGGAUGGAGAGGAUGGGAAGAAAAGAGCUAUACCGUUUCCGGCAUGGGAGGAAGUGCUGAUGUAUGGGAACCGAGGCAUGCCUCUUGCAUGGAUGCUGCAGCCUUUAGAACGCAUGUUUCCGUCUCCCUUCUCCUGCUGCAGUAGGAUGAGUUGCAGGGCGGAUGGAAUAGGCAGGGCAGGAAUUGGCAGGAGGAGGGGGUUGGAAAGCAGUGGGAGCAGUGAGAGAAGUGGUGGCGAUGAAAGUAGUGGGGGCAGUGAGAGCAGUGAAAGUAGUGGGAGUGAGCUGCUAAGUCAGGAGGGCAAGAGGAGCUGGGUGCAGUGGUGCCUACCUCCCCCCCGGGACGACUACCGGGACAAAGAGUUCAUUCAGAUUGAACGAGGCCCGUUAGCCCUUCACCAGGCCUUCAUUCAAAUCCUUUCUGCGGACCCAACAGCCCUCCGAACCGGAGGCUUGGACGUUCGGUUCACAGGCGAGGGUGGGGCCGCAGGUCCGGGAGUGCUUCGGGAGUUCUUCGCCUUCGUUCGGGCACACCUCUUCGACCCGAACCUGGGCCUCUUCUCUCCCGUACCUCACGACCCGAGCCGGUUCUCCCUCUCCCUGGCCUCCCGAGCCAACCCUGCCGAAGCUAAGGAGUACCUUCGAUUUGCCGGACGUAUCCUGGCCCUUGCUUUGGCGCAUCAGGUCCCAUUAGGAGUGAAGCUGUCUCGGUCCCUGUUUGUGUUGCUUGCGGCUUGCACACCCUCACUGGCUGAUGCUGCUGAUGAUGAUCCCCAGCUUGUUGCUAGCUGUCGGUCUUUGCUGGCUAUGGCUGAAAGGGAGAGGGAAGAAGCAGCACAGGGAGGAGGAGGAAGAGAAGGAGGAGGAGUGGAGUCAUUGUGUCUCACCUUCGUGGCUUCGGUAGAGGAUCCGAUGGGGGGGGCACCAAUCGAAGCAGAGCUUGUUCCAGGUGGCAGCGAGCGAGUGGUUCGUGCUGAUGAUGUGGCGGAGUUUGUGCAGCGGAUGGUGCAGUUUAGAGUGUGCGGGGUGGUGGAGGAGGAGGGGGAGGCGUUGCGGCGAGGCAUGGAGGAUAUAUUGGGGAGCGGAGGAGGGCGGGAUGUGAUUGUAGGGAAAGGAGAUGUGGUGGAAGGAAGGGAAGGGACGGAUGGGAAAGGAGGGAUGGGUGGAACAGAAGGGAGUUUGGGAGGAUUGGGAGGUGGCUUUGAGAGAGAUGAGGAACAACACCUGUCGAUCCACAAGGAUGAUGAUUGUUGCGGUGAUUCGAUUGAAGGCGUGAGUCUCGCUGCCAUGCUCGCUCCCCUUUCAUGCGAUGAUCUCAAUUUGCUUCUCCACGGGGAGGACCGCCACGUGGCGGUCUCUGAUUGGCAGGCACACACGGUGUACCACGGGUAUUGUCCGGAAGAUCCCCAAGUUUUGUGGUUUUGGGAAGUUGUGGAGUCGCUUUCGGGUGAGCAGCGGAAGUCGCUGCUGUUUUUUGCGACUGCUGUUUCGAAUCUGCCCGUGAACGGAUUCAAGGGGUUGGCGAUGGGGUUUCAUCUGCAUCGGGCAGAUGUGGAUCUUUCGCGCCUGCCCACGGCACACACGUGCUUUCAUCAGUUUCUGCUACCCCCAUAUGAGAGCAUAGAGAUGAUGCGUAUGCGCUUGCUCACUCUCGUGAGCACGUCAUAUAUUGUUCACAGCUUUGGAUUUGCAUGA